CGUGCCCUACACAGUCGCCCUUGUUCGUCGUCUGUCCCCAGCCUUUGUGGCGGGCAAAACGUCAGGGCCGCAGCAGUCGCGGACUAGCGGCUAACCAGUCCUCAAAACACCCUCCGUCUUAUCCUCUCCCUGGGUCUGUAAUCCUUCCUCCUUCUCUUCCCCCCCUCCCUCCUUCUCGUCUAACCGGGAGUGAGCAGAGGGUCCAGGGGAGUAGCAGACGCUGGGCAGACAACGGGGAGCGGCGGGUGAGCGGGCGUACCAUACCCUCUGACUAAGGUGGCGGCGUCGGGCGCGUGUAGCAGGUCUGCUCUCACCUGCUCCCUAGUUCUUUGUUUUGGCGCGGUCACUUCGCCUGCCCCUCAGUGACGCCUGCGCCCUCCUCUGCUCCACAGACGUGCUCCUUCCCUCAAUCACCGCAAAAGUACCUGAGAUUUGCACCGCCUCCAAAGAGUCGCUUGGGGGGAGCCGCCCAGCGCGAGGAUGACUACGAGAGGUCGAGGGCUGCUCCCGCUAGUCCUCGUGUGUGCAGCAGUUCUGGUUGUGGGGGCGAGGGAGUCACGCAUCCACAGGCAUCGCGUCAGAACUAGCUGGUCGAGGCCUCACCAAACACACCGCCUUGCCGCCACCGCCACCACCACCACCACCACAGCUAGUAAAGACACCACGAUCCCCUUCAUCACCAGCAAUCACCAUCGGAACAACCACCACCGCCAACACCACUACCACAACAACAAGCAUCACCGCUUCUUCAGCAGCAGCAGCAGCAGCAACAACAACCACAACCACCAUCGCAACUCAACACGCGGUCACAGGACGUCCAUCAGAUACCAUAUCUUUCCGGACGCAAACCACAGCCAGAGACGCCACAACCAACACCACAAUCGUAACCAUCUCACCACCAGCAACCACCGCUAUCACCACCAUGGGAAUAAUACCACGCGGAAUAACUACAGCGGCAGACGUAACCACCAGCAUCACCAUCAUCACUACAACAACAAGAAGCAUAACCAAGGAAGUCACAACAGGAGAAAGCACCACAACCACCACCACCACUUCAGGAACCACAUAUCCAAACUUCUCGCCAAUCAGGACUUCCCUAAACAAAGCAUCAAGAGGCACCUCGGAGGGAUGAAGCGACAGUCCCACCACCACACGCCUUUUCUUCAACCCAUGAGGAUGCACACCUCCUUUCGUUCAGCACUCGCGGAUGGUCUCAGUUUCCACCGUCACCCGCAACUCUGGGACAUGAGCAGACUCCGGAACCACCACCAAAGGAUUAUGCAUCACCUGAGUUCUCGUCUUCGCGACCACAUGAUGAAGAUGAGGUCUCGCAGUGUCCCUCACGUUGCCAGCAGCCACCACCGCCACUUCUCCCACCAUCACCCUUCUCACAACUUCUACAGCGGCCAACAGGUCCACUGCCGCCAUAACCAGCCCCGCCACCACGGCACCAGGGCGGAGGACAGUGCACGGCUUGGUACCCAAUUCAAGAUAGCGCUGGGAGAGCAUGGAAGUGUGCCAGAGGAUGUGGAGGUGUUCCGUUGGCCUGUAAUUCCACAGUCGUCACCACAACCCACCACGACUACAGCCACUACCACCACUACUCCAAGACCCAUCAUCAUCGAGGACAACACUAGGAAGGUGACAAACUCCAACCCCCACCCUCAAAACGCAGGCUCCUCACGUGGGCGGCCCAGCUAUCAGCCUCCGUCCCCGCCGACACACCCGAUCCUCAACACCCUCUUUCCCAGCCCGACUCCCUCCACACCGGCAUGGGAGGGGCGGGGGGCAGGUGAAUCAGGGGGAGGAGGCAGCCGCACCACCACCAGCGUGCAGGACCACCUCAGCCAAUCACCCCAUUCACGCCCGACUGCCGCCGAUCCCACCACCAUCCCGUGCAUCAAGUGUCCGCCAGACACCCGCGUGCAGGCUCCUCGCGGCAGGGACUGUGUCUACGCCCGGACUCCCAGCCCGCUGCCCUGUACCACUCAGUGGAAUCCGGACGUGCAGACAAUCGUGACAGAGGGACCCUCACCAGGGACGCGCCUGCAGGAGGGCCACUACGCCAUCUCGUUCACGGUGGUGGUGAUGGAGGGAGAGAGCCGCGGCGCCACGCCCAUCGCCACCUGCAGGAUUGGCUAUGACGUGGAGGUCCGUAAGUGUCCCGAGCUUCCCCGGCGCGCGGGGCUAGAGGCGCGGUGCUCGGCGGGGCGGGCGUGGGGUUCCCGCUGCACCUGGCGCUGCUCUGGAAACCUCCAGCUGCGAGGCGCCGCCUCUACCACCUGCAGCGGUUACCGCCACCCACGAUGGACACAUGAACCCCCCUCCUGCGUCGCGCCGCCCACUCCUGCACCACACUCUCCACCAGUCAGCAGAGGAUGUAAAGCUCCACCCGAUGUCCCCGGCGGACACUACUCCUGCUGGGUUCCUGUCGGCCGCCCUGUCGUACCAAUACCCAAGGACGAUCCCUCAGCCCCGAGGAGCCCCAGGGAAACCAACUCCGCCCACCACGCUGAGGGAACGGUGUGUGAGCUGAACUGUGGGCACGGGCGAACCAUUGCAGUGUCUCAGCGUGGGCGGCGGCGGCUGACCUGCACGCCCGGCGGCCAUUGGGACCAUCGCCCUCCCUCUUGUCGCCUCCAGGUGUCGCCAGUGCUGCAGGAUGGAGACUGCAAGGACACCACGCUCAAGCCGCCGCAUUCCCCGCUUUCCUUCCUCCCCCUGCCGAACUUCAGGACCUCGAGUGGCGUGGCGGCGCGCGUGACCUGUGUGCUGGAGGCGAGGUCGGAGGGUAGCCACACCAGGACGUGCACAGCAGAGGAUCCCGAGCUGGAGACCGCCACGCAUUGCAAGUACCGCAUCACACUGCUUGAUGCUGCUCCCGAUCCAGACGCAGUCCUCUUACCAGGCCUGUCGGGGAGAGCGGGGACAUCACAUAAUCCUGUGGAAGAGGCGGGGCACCAGGCAGGCGGCGACGACGAGUGGGAGGCGGAGAGGCAGCACCCAGACAACGAACAUGGUGACUCGACGGGGCAGAGACGCGACUUGUACCCUUACAGAUCAAAAGAAGACAGUGAUGAUGACUACUACGACUACGACGACGAGGACGAGGAUGAAUUUGACUACUAUUAUGAUGGAAGCGACCUUGAUGACGGAGAUUUCAUCGAUGACUACAGCGAUGAGUUCGAGACGGUACCUGAGCUCCAGCGGGUACAAGGUCAGAUUCUGGGGACGGGGAGCAAGAGGCGAGGCAGUAGCAGCAGCAGUCACGGCAGGAGAAGGAAGAAACACAAAGUUAACUGGGCAGCGCGAAACUCCACAAGAAGACGCAGCAAGACCACCAAAAAACAAAGAAAAACAAAGAAAACUUCCCUAUCCACGUCCUUCUCUCCUUCCUCUUCAUCCUACUCUCUGAAUCCACCUUCGCCCUCGUACUCCAAUCGUAAAUCCACCGUAGUCGCCAAAGAUGUCAUGACGGGUGGCGAAAAUUCAGAAGCUGCAAUGCCCGAGGGUGCAGGAGACGCACAGCAAGUCAACGUAAAGGGCAGUCUCGCGCAUCAUAUCAUCAGUGGCCGGCAGAAUAGAGAGAAAACCCACCACACCCACCAACGCAAGCACCUGAGUGGCGAACGAAGUUCACCCAACAAUUUACAGAAGUAUACGGUUAAAACGAAUGAAAAUGGCACACUCACGCAGAAGGGAGACUGGAGGAAAAGUGCCCAGCUGACUUCUUCGCCUCCUCCCGCGGAUGAAGGACGGUCAAGUGGUGGUCGGGGGCAAGGAACACAGCCGAUUCCCCCUUUAGAUAAAGAGGGCAUCCCUGCCACCAUGGAGGCCGUGGUGAGGAUGGAGGUGACCGUGGGAAGCUGUGGCGUUGGCAGGGAGGUGGCACGAGUCCUGGGGAAGGCGCUGAAGGACCAGGAGUUGUGUGGUACGGGGCUCACCUGCCACAACCCUCGCCACACCUGUACGGAGACACGUGAUAGACUGACGGAGGGAGGAAGGGCGCGGGUGGAAGUGCUCUGGGCUGUGGGAGGACUGUAUGAAUACGACGAAGGUAAUGGCAGUCGUCCUCAUCCCACCCCCCAGUACCUCCCCCACCACGUGCCAGAAGUGGAGACAGCCAUAUCAGCCAUUCUGGAGUCAACGCGCGGAAUCCUCACCUCCCAUAGCCUCGCCCAGUCCCUUGCUGCUCUGGGGGCCGAGGUGGACCCCUCCUCCUUCCUUGUGACGCAGCUCGAUCUCGUGUGUCGCCAGCCCGGUCUCACUCUGCGAACCGAAACUAACCGAUGCUGGCCUGACUGAGGAGGGAGGAGGGGCGAUCUUCAUCUUUCUCUCCCCACAUCGUCUCUCCACCUAAGAAGAGCCAAGCUAACUCCUGCUUGGAACCUUCACAACCUUGCAGCUUCACCCUUCAGUACUUCAUGCUCUCCUUGCCUCUCUUUCCCUUUUAUUCAUGGCGCCAUAUGAUCCCAAUGCAGCGACGCCAAAAUAUCUAUCAUUUAAUUAAUCUCCUGUCUUUUUUUCCCCUUUUUUUCCGUAAUGCCUUAGUUUUAUUCUUUCUUUUGUUUUUCGUACCUAGUGCUUUGUUUUUUUUUCUCUUUGGUCUCCUUAUCAUCUCUUCUUUUCUCUCGCUUUCCUUUUUGCCUUCAGUUCAUCGUCCUCUACUUUCUUGAGAUGUAAAUAAAAUCGUGUGUUCGUUUUUUCCAA
This is a messenger RNA of Scylla paramamosain (green mud crab), 4710 nucleotides long. RefSeq lists its product as uncharacterized. Bases 481 to 4305 code for a protein of 1274 amino acids. Lineage: Eukaryota; Metazoa; Arthropoda; Malacostraca; Decapoda; Portunidae. The record is from RefSeq and is a predicted model, not a curated record. The transcript has 13 exons.